This is a messenger RNA of Poecilia latipinna (sailfin molly), 2716 nucleotides long. RefSeq names its product androgen receptor-like. The transcript has 9 exons. The coding region runs from base 445 to 2490 and encodes 681 amino acids. NCBI's taxonomy places the organism in Eukaryota, Metazoa, Chordata, Actinopteri, Cyprinodontiformes, Poeciliidae. The record is from RefSeq and is a predicted model, not a curated record. Gene Ontology annotation, biological process: regulation of DNA-templated transcription. Gene Ontology annotation, molecular function: DNA-binding transcription factor activity; sequence-specific DNA binding; zinc ion binding.
UUCAGAUAAGUUACGUUCCGGCUCGCCUGUGCUCCGUGGAGUUAUUGUUCACUUUGCAGCUCUGACAGUGUAGCCAAUCAAGGUUCAAAGUCCUCCCACUGCUGUCUCUAUCGGUUACAGUUGAGGUUAAUUUUAGUAGCGUGCAAACAGUCUAACCCGAAGCGCCGCUCUUGAAAAUGGUUUCUUUGUAAGAAAGAAAGAGACAGGGGGAGAGAGGAAAGAAGGAGGGAAAAAAAAGUUGUGCAGCGCUUCAUUCGCGGAUCGGAUCGGCGGGACGUCCCUUCCCUUCAGCGACGUCGUCGGCUGAUCUGAAUUCCCCAUCCGCUGAGACGCAUGAGUGGAGUCUUACUUAGUAGGCGUUUUCUCGCCGGGAAGAAGGGGGGGGGAAAGUGGUUUGUUUGCUCUCCGUGCACUCUGCUUUAACUCCAAGGACGAGAGCCGAAGAUGGCCUUUCGCUCCAGGCUGCCCGACCGAGACGAGACGAGGAUGACCGAGAGGGAUCGCAUGGAGACCGUCGAUGCAUACGCGUGUCCAACUCUCGAACUCAGCCGAGCCGUGUCGGUGUCUCUGGGGCUGGACCCGCUGUCGUCUCCGCUCGGCGGUCUGAACCAGUGCCCCAGCAGCGCCUUCGGAGACUGCGAGCCCCCCGCCGCCGGCGGAAACAGUUCCUGCGGAGCGCCGGAGUUGGGCACGCCUGGAAGCGUGAGCUCGGAAGGAAGCAGGCUGGUUCGAGCCGACAGCAGCCUCGGAGUGGACGAAUUUGGGGAGGUAUGCCACGGUUUGCGGCAGGUGAGCUGCGUGGAUCAGUUCAGUUCGGGGGACAUGGACGCUGCGCAGACUGUGACGCGCGGCUCGGUCAUCUCCAGAUUCGUUUGCAAGGACUCGAGCAUGUUCAUGAACUCGAUAGCGGAGGUUCCCACGACCCCUCAAGUGACUGAAGUUGGAUCUUUGAAACCGUACUCCCCCUACUCUGCCGAGGCGAACCUGUACAGAGAGACCCAAGGUGUGUGGUGCGCCACCGAGCGCGCAUACGGCGAGCGAUCCGAGCCGCAUAGAGGCGCAUACGAUGGACACAGUUUCUUGUGUAAAUACUGCGGACAAACCUCUUUCGGACCCAGGCAAGAGUGCGACUGUGUGUGGUACAGGAGAGGUGAGCGGGGCAGUAAAGGCGGUGCGCCAGUUUCGACGGUUCAGGCGUUUGGCCAAGUGGAAAGUUACCCAGACGCGAUUCCUCAAGGGCAAAGCGCUUUUUCCACUAUCAAGACUGAACCUUCCGUUUGGGUGCACUGCACAGAUCGCGGCUUCAGGCACGAGGAUUUUUUCCCAGGCGUGUUCCUGUCAGACAGGAGAGUGUGUCAGGUGUGCGGCGAUGACGCCUCGGGUUGCCACUACGGAGCGGUCACCUGCGGCAGUUGCAAAGUGUUCUUCAAGAGGGCUGCUGCAGGAAAGCAGAACCACCUGUGCGCCAGCCGGAACGACUGUACCAUCGACAAGCUGAGGAGGAAAAACUGCGCCUCGUGUCGGCUAAAGAGGUGCUUCAUGUCCGGAAUGAGCCUGAAAGGCCGUAGGCUGAAGGGAGCCGGACAGACGAGAGGGGGAGAGGAAGAACAGCAGCCUGGUGCCUGGGGGCAUGGAGAGAGGGAAGGGAAGCACAACGUUGUCUUGGAGCCUGGAAAUGCUGCUGCCAGGGCUCAAGGGCCUCAACUUUUAGGGAUCCCCCCAACUAUGCGCUCCUGCCUCUCCCUGCUCACCAUCCUGCAGUCCAUCGAGCCUGCCGUUGUUAACGCGGGGCACGACCCCGCCCAACCAGACAGCCCCGCCUCCCUGCUCACCAGCCUCAAUGAGCUCGGGGAACGACAGCUGGUGACCGUUGUGCGCUGGGCAAAGGCGAUACCAGGUUUCCGUGACCUGCAUGUGGACGACCAGAUGUCCGUGAUUCAGUUGUCAUGGAUGGGGGUGAUGGUGUUCGCCUUGGGCUGGAGAUCCUACACGCUCACCAACUGCUCCAUGCUCUACUUUGCGCCCGACUUGGUGUUCAACGACCAACGUAUGCAAGUGUCCAGCAUGUACGAACACUGUGUGAGGAUGAAGCUGCUCGCCCAGAGGUUCUGCAAGCUGGAGGUUACCGAGGAGGAGUUCCUCUGCAUGAAGGCCCUGGUCCUCUUCAGUAUCAUGCCAGUGGAGGGCCUGAGGAGCCAGCGCUGCUUUGACGAACUGCGGACCUCCUACAUCAAGGAGCUGGACCGCUUAGCGAGCCACCACGGGGAGACCACCCGGACACAGAGGCUGUUUCAGCUCACGCAGCUACUGGACUACCUCCAGUCGGUCGUGAGAAAGCUGCACCAGUUCACCUACGACCUCUUCAUCCAAGCUCAGUCCCUGCAGAUGCGUGUCAACUUCCCGGAGAUGAUCUCCGAGAUCGUCAGCGUUCACGUGCCUAAGAUCCUCUCGGGCAUGGUCAAGCCCAUUCUGUUCCACAACACGGCCUGAGGGGGAUUUUUCCUCCGGGUGGAUCUGAAACACGACGGAGGCGCGUUGCGGUUUUCACGAGGUGACGGAGCCUUUCAAUCGGACCCUGACAGACGGAGGGGAUGGCACAUUCUUCCAGUGUUUUGUAAUCCAGUAAAAGUCCACUCUGCUCUUCUUUCUCGCUGCCUGCUCAGUGCAUCACACACACACACACACACACACACACACACACACACACACACACACA